AUGUUGCCACAAAUAACUACAAUGGAGAAUUACGAAAAAUUAUUUGAACUGAUGACAUUAGACGAUGAUAAUGCCUAUAGUAUAAUAAAGAGUAGUGAAGAAACCAGAAUAAAGAAAAUAUUGUACAAAUCUAAACAUGACCCUAACUUACUUCCAAGUUAUUCUACAUUUAAUUUAAGAGGAAAGCGAUAUAAUGUAUCUAACCCCACGGGAGAAUUAAUUAAAAAAGUAUCUGUUCAGAAAAGAAUAGAAGAAUUACAAACUAGUUGUGAAAAAAAAGUUUUGAAAAAAGGAGAAAAAAAUCAAAUGAUAGCUUCUUUAAAUGAAAUAAAAAAGAAAAACCCAAGUUUAUUAACAGUGUCAAAGAAAAAGAAAAAAUAUAAAGAUCCUUUACCUGAUCGUAAUGAUAUACCCUUAAUGAAUAUUACAGAAGAUAUCGAUUAUAUAUAUGAUAAUGCUGUGCAAGUAAUUAAUUCAAAACCUGUUGAGAAAAAAAAAAAAAAAGGAAAAGUUUUAAUCGAUGAUGAUCCUUUAAGUAAAGAAGAUUAUGGAAAGAUUAGUCCUUAUCUUAUAAAAAUUAAGGACGAAUUAAAAGAAAAAGAAAAUUUAAAAAAACAAGAUAUUAUUGAUGAGGAAAAAAUUACUAGAGAAAUAAAAGAAAAAAGAGAUUACUUAUUAGCAGAAUUAAAAAAUAAAUAUAAUGAAAUUAAUAAAGAAUAUUUAAAAAUAUCACAUGUAGUUGAUAUUAAUUCAGUCAGAAAAUUGAAGAAAAAAGAAGGUUAUGAAAAACAGCUGAACCAAUUAGAAAAAGAUAUAUUAAAACUAGAAAAUCAAACUUAUUAG
Messenger RNA from Plasmodium reichenowi, 843 nucleotides. RefSeq lists its product as hypothetical. Gene Ontology annotation, molecular function: calmodulin binding. Bases 1 to 843 code for a protein of 280 amino acids. The record is from RefSeq and is a predicted model, not a curated record. The transcript has a single exon. NCBI's taxonomy places the organism in Eukaryota, Apicomplexa, Aconoidasida, Haemosporida, Plasmodiidae.